Messenger RNA from Metarhizium album ARSEF 1941, 2622 nucleotides. Its product is annotated as Sad1/UNC domain protein. Gene Ontology annotation, cellular component: membrane; cytoplasm. The coding region runs from base 1 to 2622 and encodes 873 amino acids. The transcript has a single exon. Gene Ontology annotation, biological process: protein folding in endoplasmic reticulum. Lineage: Eukaryota; Fungi; Ascomycota; Sordariomycetes; Hypocreales; Clavicipitaceae. The record is from RefSeq and is a predicted model, not a curated record.
AUGGUACGCGCCGCGAUUUUUGCUCGAGGCUUACCCGCUGCCCUCUUUCUCGCAUUUAGGAUGAGCAGCGCUAUUCACGAGCCCCAGGUCCCGCGAGGAGCCAACGUCACUGCUAGCUUGCCUCCGCCUGUCCACCCACGAAGCACCACGCAAGAAGUCUGCGAGGCCAGGACGAUCAACUACAUCACACAUGCCUUGCCCCAGUCCUGCCUCACGAGCUCCUGGACGAGUCCAGCCCCUACGUCUACCGCAUCCGCAGUCCCACAACAUGCAAGGGACGACGGGUCAUAUCAUGGAACCGAAUCCCGGCCACCACCGCCUCCGACGCCAACAUGCAAUCACAAUGCUACCGAAGUGCAGCUCACGGAACCAGCGGCGACCACGUUUAUGUCCUUUGAGGACUGGAAGGAAAUGAUGCUCCGGCGGGCUGGGCAAGAUCCUCAGGACCUCCGGUCUCGAAAACCGAGCGAGCACAGCACCGACGACAGAUACUCACCGGAGUCUGGUCACGCAGGGCUUGGGGAAGAGGGCGAGAUAUCCCUCAACUUUGACGACUAUGGCGACGGAGACCAUAAAAAAACUGUGUCUACGGGAUUCCCUCGCGGUGACGGUGUUGACGAGCAACUCGCGGGCGAUGCGUUGCAGCAUGAGGAAGGAAAUGCAGCUACUGUGCAUCUGAGUAAGGAUGCGGGUAAAACCUGCAAAGAGCGAUUCUCUUACUCGUCUUUUGACGCUGGCGCGACCAUAUUAAAGACCUCGCCGGGAGCUAAGAACGCCAGAGCCAUCUUGGUCGAAAACAAGGACACGUACAUGCUUCUGGAGUGCGACGCCGCUUCAAAAUACGUCAUUGUCGAGCUAAGCGACGACAUUUCUGUGGACACGGUUGUUUUGGCCAACUUCGAGUUCUUUUCAAGCAUGGUACGACAUUUUCGCGUCAGUGUAAGCGACCGAUAUCCCGUGAAGAUGGACAAAUGGCGUGAGCUCGGGACGUUUGAGGCGCGCAACUCUCGUGACAUCCAGCCGUUCUUGGUUCAAAAUCCACAGAUUUGGGCCAAGUAUGUCAGAAUCGAGUUCUUAACCCAUUUUGGCAAUGAAUAUUAUUGUCCCAUCUCAUUGAUACGAAUUCAUGGUUCCCGCAUGCUCGAUUCAUGGAAAGAUAGCGAGGGUGCCCGAGACGAAGAGGCAUUGAUUGAUGAUGGCGACGAAUCCGGUGGGGCUGACACUCAUCAAGGCGAAGAGGAUAGAUCUGAUGUCGUUGCAUCGGGCGAUGUCCACGCUCAUGUGGCGACGUCGAAUUCCACAAGUGCACAGAGCUUGAGCUACGCCUUGGACAUUUUCACAUACAUGAAUGCUACCUGCCCCGCGUCAUCUUCCAUGGGAGGUAACUAUCCAGUCGCGGGUCCGAAGCUGUCGUCAGGCGGCCUUGGGACAUCCCAAGAACAUGCUGUGGUCCCCAGUGAAGCAUCACAGGCUCGCUCCGCAUCUCUGGAGAAGUCAGGCAAUUCAUCGAUGGUACAAGCAGAAACUGUUUUGGUCACGGCAUCCACAAAUUAUUCGGCCCCUCGGUCCACGUCACAGGAUGACCGCAUGCGCAACAACACCGGGGUUCCAAACGGAACUGCUCCAAAUGUCAACACAACGACCGUGGACCGCGAACAUAAUGCCACGACCUCGACAGCGAAGGUUUCGGCAUCGAGUGGCCAUAAUGGUAAACCACGAAUCAGCGGUACCACAGGGGCUUCGGCCGCGUCUCCGACCAUGCAGGAGGGCUUUUUCAACGCCAUCACAAAGCGACUUCAACAUGUCGAGUCGAAUCUGACUCUCUCCAUGAAGUAUGUCGAGGAUCAAUCCAAACAUAUACAGGAAGCUUUGCAGUCGCGAGAGUACAUGCAGCGUGCAAAAAUCAGCUACUAUCUAGAUGAAUUGAACAAAACGGUGCUUGCAGAGCUCCGUACUGUUCGCGAGCAGUACGAUCAAAUAUGGCAAUCUACAGUCCUAGCUUUAGAGAGCCAACGGGAUCGCUCAGAGCGAGACAUGAUGGCCCUUAGCUCAAGACUUAACCUUCUUGCAGAUGAAGUGGUAUUCCAGAAGCGAAUGGCCAUUAUUCAAGCCAUUAUCCUGUUGUCAUGCCUAUUUCUCAUUAUAUUUUCACGGGGAGUUUCACUUCCAUCUUUUGCGCCAUUGCUAGAUCAACCCUCCAACUCUUCCAGUGCAACAUCAACGUCGCCAGGAACGUCACGGCAAUCCUCUUACCGGCUGAGUAAGGGGCACCAUAGAGAAGGAGAGUCAUCCUUUAAACCGCCUGAUCCUUCACGUCAAGCACAGGUGCGCUGUCCUGAUGAGGCUCGUAGCGACUCCUCUGCUCAGGCACCACCAUUUGAGGCAGUGCCGUUCCAUAGCAAAGAUGAAGCAGAAGACGAAUGCUCUGUAUUUCAGCGUCUGUCGCCACCGCCUACUCCCAGUCUUCUGGGCGAAGUUUCUUUGUCAUCUGGCUCUAUUCCUGUGGCUGGGUCAAAUCAUGCUCUUCCACAAUCCCUGGGAGGGACAUCACGCAUCAGCUCUAGAAAGCCCCUGCCAUCACUGCCGGAGCAUCCACGUUCAUUAGAUGAGGAUGAGUCAUGA